This is a messenger RNA of Pygocentrus nattereri (red-bellied piranha), 5012 nucleotides long. RefSeq names its product solute carrier family 6 member 18 (gene slc6a18). NCBI's taxonomy places the organism in Eukaryota, Metazoa, Chordata, Actinopteri, Characiformes, Serrasalmidae. The coding region runs from base 56 to 1915 and encodes 619 amino acids. Gene Ontology annotation, cellular component: plasma membrane. Gene Ontology annotation, biological process: sodium ion transmembrane transport. The transcript is spliced from 12 exons. The record is from RefSeq and is a predicted model, not a curated record.
CUGCAGCAUCACAGAGGAAAAGCUCUCCUGAAGAAGAUCUGGACUGUAGGUGACAAUGGCCGAAAGAGAAGCAGGAGAUACCGUGUCUGAAACCGAGGAACGCCCAAAAUGGGAUAAUAAGAUCCAGUACCUGCUGACCUGUAUUGGAUUUGCGGUGGGUUUGGGGAACAUUUGGAGAUUUCCCUACCUGUGCCAAAUCUACGGAGGAGGUGCGUUUCUGAUCCCGUACCUGGUGGCGCUGGUGUUCGAGGGUCUGCCGCUGCUGUAUCUGGAACUGGCCAUCGGACAGAGCCUCCGAAAGGGCAGCAUCGGGGUGUGGAACACCAUCUCUCCUUACCUAGGGGGACUCGGGGUGGCUUCUAUGGCCGUCUCCUUCCUGGUGGGUCUGUUCUACAACACCAUCCUGGCCUGGGUUCUUUGGUACUUCUUCAACUCCUUCCAGGAUCCACUGCCAUGGAGCCAGUGUCCCCUCGACGAAAGCCAAACAGGUUAUGUGGAGGAAUGUGUCCAGGGAACCCCAGUGAAUUAUUUCUGGUACAGGGAGACCCUCAACAUCACCCCGAAUAUCGAUAAUAACGGCUCACUGCAGUGGUGGCUGGUGCUCUGCCUGGCCACGGCCUGGAGCAUCGUCUACAUCUGCUUCAUCAGGGGCAUAGAGACCAUUGGGAAGGCCGUGUACAUAACAGCUACCUUUCCAUACCUGGUGUUGACCAUCUUCCUGGUGAGGGCACUUACACUUCCCGGAGCUACAGAUGGACUGAGGUAUCUGUUCACCCCAGAUUGGCAGAUCCUGUUAAAUCCUCAGGUGUGGCUGGACGCUGCCACUCAGAUCUUCUUCUCUCUGUCUCUGGCUUUUGGAGGUUUGAUUGCAUUCUCCAGCUACAACCCCAAAAAGAAUAACUGUGAGAGGGACACGAUGUUGGUGGGCUGCAUUAACAGCGCCACCUCCCUCUACGCCUCCAUAUCCAUAUUCGCCAUCCUGGGCUUCAAAGCCACCACCAACAACAUCAACUGCUUCAACAGCAACAUCCUCAAACUGACGAACGAGUUCGACAUCGCUGACCAGAACAUAACCAUGCAUAACUACGAUAUGUGGCUGGAGAACUUAAACGCCUCAUAUCAAGAGAGAGUGGCUAAUCUAACGCUCAGACACUGCAGCCUGGACAGGUUCCUGGACCAGAGCGCGUCAGGGACGGGUCUGGCCUUCAUCGUCUUCACGGAGGCCGUGAUUGAGAUGCCGGGCUCUCAGGUGUGGGCAGUGCUGUUCUUCCUCAUGCUCUUCAGUCUGGGCCUGUCCUCCAUGUUUGGUAAUCUGGAGGGGGUCCUGACUCCGUUGCUGGACCUCAACAUGGUGCCCAAGUGGAUGCCCAAAGAGCUCUUCACCGCUGUAAUCUGUGUGAUCUCCUUCCUGGUGGCUCUGAUCUUCACGAUGGGAUCAGGGAAUUACUGGUUGGAUGUCUUUAACAGCUACGUGGGCUCAGUCCCCCUCCUCAUCAUCGCCUUCUUCGAGAUCACUGCUGUAAUCCUGUUCUACGGCAUGAAACGAUUCAGUGAUGAUAUCGAGUACAUGACGGGUCGGAGGCCAAACUGGUUCUGGAAGAUCUGCUGGAUGGGGAUCAGCCCCAUCAUGCUGCUGGUCGUGCUGGUGGCCUACAUCGUCAUUCAGGGGCAGGUGCAGCCCAAAUACCCCACCUGGAACCCGGACUACGCGCUGUUCCCGGAGUCGGAGGAGAAGCCGUACCCCGACUGGGUUUUCUCCAUCUGCGUUCUCCUGUCGGCGGUGCCGGUGCUGCCGAUCCCCAUCGUGGCUCUGUACCACCUCUGCAGACGCUUCUGCAACAAAGACCACCACAAGCAGCAGCACCUGCCCCCUCCCAACCCCUACAGCAACAUGGCCUUCGACCCCGACACGUAGACGGACUCAGGACGGUACGGAGCGAGCCGGACCGCCACACCGAGGGGGUUUGUUGGGACCGGUUCCGCCUUCAGUCGCUGAGAGACUAAUGAUACAAGUCCCCACACAUUUCUCAACACAGGACCGGACAGGAAACGCCAGCACCACUGCUGCGUUUAUUUCUUUGUAUAUUGAUGAUUCCCACUGCGUUUUUGGUCAUUCCUGCUGCUCUUGUUGAAGGGAUAACAGGCUCAGGGCAUCAAUAAGUAGAAAGUGUGUGUCUGCCGAACAAACUUACUCCUAAAAUUAAAAUUAAAGUUAACCUGUUUAAAAAAGUCCAAAAAGACGUGAAAAUAAACCAAAUAAACCAAACGAACGAAAAUACAGUAACACUUGCUGUUCAUAAGGCUGCAUGACACCUACUUACGGCCGUCAUUCCGACCGACAUAACCCUACACAACUGCUUAUAAAUGCUUGUUCCAAUAAGCGUAAAAGCUACGUCUGCCAAUUUUGAUCAAAGUCAGCUAAAGUAGCCUUCAUGACCGACGACGCCUGUUGUGAUGGGCGUUUAUAAACAGUCAUGUAGCCUUAUGAACAGCGCCCUACAGUAAAGUGUUAACGAAAACGCUUCUAUUCAGAACUAUGGACUCUCCAAGAAUCCUCUGCACGGUUCUCUGCAUGGUGAAUGGGUUCUUUAGACUGAUGGAGAAUGUGCUGUAGCUCCACUAUUGGUUACUCACUUACAUAGUUCUAUACAGAACCAAAAAGUGGUUCUUUGGCCUGUUACAACGGCAGAACCCUUUUUGGUGCUAUUUAGAACCCUUUUCAAAAAGGUUCAAUAAUAGAAGCAUAUAUAGUACAUUCUCCAACAGUCUGAAGACCUUCACACCAUACAUCAUGCAGAGGAUUCCUGGAGUGUUCAUGGUUCUAUGGUUUAAGCACCGUCUUUACUGAAGAAUUAUUGUUUAUUUACUGAUUAUUAAUAAGGUGAUAUAUCGGAGAGUUUUCCACUGUUGGGCUGGAGUUUAGUGUGAAUGUUCAGACAGUCUUUCACAGAAAGCAGAGUCAGUGUUGAUCCUCUCAGCACUGACGGCUUCACACAGCUGGAAACCACAGCUGAGCUGCUUUGAGUUUAAUGCGAGAUCGAAUAUUCACCACAGGGUUUGAAUCUGUUUUUGUUUUUUCCAGUGUGUUCAGUUCAGUAAACAAACAGUAAAAGAACAGUAAACAAACAGCAACUGUGUAGAUCUAAACCUUUCCACAUGACUGCAUCGGGAGGUUCUUUAAACAUUAAAAAAGGUUCUUUACACUCGUCACUAGCCAUGAGACACCUGCUGAAAACUUCUUCGGGGAACCAAAUGGGGUUCUACUAUGGAGGCUUUGUCUAGAAGAGUUGUUGAGAUCUAUGCGAUUCAGCACUCGACAUAAUAAACGGUCACUUUCUGUCUCCACUGGGCCUGACCUCCAGCCCAGAUGACCUCAUUAACCCUCAGUCACCACAGCCGAGCAGGUGGAUCCACAGUUACCAGAUCAGGCAAAACCAAGGACUGCAGACCGGAAGGCUUGAUUCAGCGGUUCGGAUGCAGACUUGGUGGGUCCAAAUAAUAUCAGAUGAAACUUACAUACCAGAGCUGUCAAUCAACAGCUCUGGGAGGAACCUCAAAAUACACAGAUACACUAUAUGGACAAAAGUAUUGGGACGCCUACAGGAGCUUUUAUGAAUCCCAUUCUAAACCCAUAGGCAUUAAUAAGGAGCUGGUCCCCUUUGCAGCUCUAACAGCUUCCACUCUUCCGGGAAGCUUCUACAAGAUUUUGGAAUGUGUGGGAAUUUUUGUCCAUUCAUCCAGAAGAGCAUUUGUGUGGUCAGACACUGAUAUUGGACAAGAGGGCCCAAUCUCUGUUCUAGCUCAUCCCAAAGGUGUGUGAUGGGGUUGAGGUCAGGACUCUGUGAGGGCCAGGCAAGUUCCUCCACACCAAACUCAGCCAGCCAGGCCUUUAUGGAGCUGCUUUGGUCACUGGGGCUCAGUCAGGCUGGAACAGAAGAGGUUCUUCCCCAAACUGUUCUCACAAAGUUGGAAGCUACAACUGUCCAGAAUACCUGGUUCUGCUGAAGCAUUACGGUUUCCCUUCACUGGAACUAAGGGUUCUAGACCAACCACUGAAAAACAGCCCCAUAUCAUCAUCCCUUCUCCACCAAACUUUACAGCAGGCACAGUGCAGUUAGGCAGAUAACGUUCUCCAGGCAUUCGCCAAACCCAGACUCGUCUAUCAGACUGACAAAUAGAGAAGAUUCAUCACUCCAGAGAACAUGGUUCCACUGCUCCAGUGAGUGAGUCCAGCGGUGGUGCUUUACAGCACUCCAUCCGAUGCUUGGCACUGCGCUCAGCGAUAGUUUUACAGUUAACUGUAAUGCCUUGUAUGACAACGUGCUAACCUGCUAACUCUCUGGGAAGUGAAAUCAGGAUGGGGUUGUGAGAUUGAGCAACAACAGGCUUUCUGUCAGUCAGACGAUAAUGAGUGCACUAGCGCCACCUACUGUGAGCUCCACCUUGGAUCUCACUCUUAGCUUUGUUUCCCACCUAAUACGCUCCACCAUAUUUAGCCCAAAAUUUUGUCGUGGGUUUCCCCAGAUGGUCUCGCUACAAAUCUGGCACCACAAGGCUGCAAAACCCGUAACCAACAACAACUAAACGCACCACAAAAAACACAAACAAGGCAUGUUUCUUUAUGGACUUUUUAAUUUGGCUCCAUCUGAGGUCAACAGGAGCCCGGCUAAAUUUACAACAGCGCUGAUAACGAGAGCCCAAAUGAGACCAAUUAGCACAGAUAAGCCACUGACGCGUUACAAAUCAGCUCUCCGCUCAAAACAGUCGGGAUCUAGUUUGGCCUAAAGCCACAGAUAAAGUGCUGCUGGACUGGUGGCCAGCGUGGCAGACUGUGUGACGGCUAUGACUGAAUGAAAACAGCUUCAGAAAAGCUGCUUGGAAACUUUAUUACUGUUUUUAUUUGAUGUCGGAGCAAUCGGACGCAAUUAACGUCCAUCUGUAACCAACACUGGACAAACAAAUACAAACCUCAGCAGAAAGCCUGGCCCAAAUGAUAUGGAGAGAACAUCAGC